GGCUGGUCGCUUUCGCUGACGUUUUCGGUGAAAAUACAAAUAACUUUUUUUCUAGUUUCUACAAGAUUGGCCAUGUUUUUUGGAUUGUAUUUUGCUUUUGUGUGAAGGAUUGACCCGGUGUCUGGAACUCUUCAGAUAUCGAACGGGUGUUUGAAUACCGGUGGCGCUCUCUGUCGGCGAGUGCGAGUACAAGCCUAGCGGGUGCGCGGGGCGGGGAUCCUCCCCCUCUACUUCAGUUUCUGCCGAGACACCGCACGGGAAGGCCGCGCUGCACCGCGUCAACAUUACACGCUCGACGCGCGCCAACUUUGAACAGUGACAGUGUCCUAAAAGUGUGAAGUGACAGAUAAUGUGCCUUGGAUUGCGGUGCCCCACCAAUUGGAUGCAGUGAUCGGAUCACCAAUACUGGAUUGCAGUGCUAUAUUUGGAUUUUGAAUUUCACCACCUUCAAACUGGGGAUGCAUAAGAUGGAGCUCGGCGACAGCGUGUACGCCGCUGAGCGAAUCAUGAAGAAGAGGAUUAGAAAGAACAAAGUGGAGUACUACGUCAAAUGGAAAGGGUGGAAACCGAAACACAACACCUGGGAGCCCGAGGAGAACAUACUCGACCCGCGGCUGAUACAGAGCUUCGAGAGAGGAGAGGAGGUGCGCCGGCAGGGCCGCAAGAGAGAGCGGGAGCACUCCGGCGAGCGCGCGCGCAGCGGCUCCGGCGACCGGCAACCGCCGCCCGGCAAGCGCAAGGCCGAGGUGCUGUCGCGCGAGUCCGGCAAGAUCGGCGUCACCAUCACCAUGAGCCCGCCCGCGAACAAACAACGGCACGAUAAACCUAACGGUGCGCGCGGAACUCCACUGUCGCCGCCGCCGGCCGCUCCCGCCGGGGGUGCGCCCGCGCCGGCUUCUCCUGCAGCUGAGGCGGCUGCGCCACGCUCCGGCCCGCGCCGCCCGCCGCACUCACCGGAGGAAGCGGACGCGCACACGCCACCGGAGCGCGAGCGCCGCACGGACUCGCAGCCGGCCGCGGCCGCCCCCGCCGAGCCCAAGGGUGCGAGGCCCCCGCCACCCGCGCCGCAGCCCGAGGACGAGGACUCGUGGGGCGAGCCCCCACAGCCGACCACCGCGCCCCCGCCUCCCCCUCCGCCGCCGCCUCGGCGCGGCGUCGCCUACUGGUUGUCGCGCUCACCCGUCGCCGACCAAAUCUUCAUCACGGACGUGACGGUCAACCUACAAACGGUCACCAUCCGGGAGUGUCGCACCGAGAAAGGUUUCUUCCGGGCACGCGAGCCCCGACCACUGGACGUGACGUAAACGAUCUUAUGGACUUAUAUUGGACUUGUACAGUUUUAGCUAGCUAGUGUAUUUAUUUAGUUAUCGUGGGAAGUGACUCAGGUCUCGGAAGUGUGCGAAUUUGAAAUCCUCCACUGUAGGCCUAAUUAAAGAGUAGUGGUUGUAGAGGGGGACCCUUCCCUUAGAGUUGUUAAACCCCUGAUUGAGAAAUUGUAUGGCUUCUGAAGUGUAGUCUGAGACUUGCGAUAGCUUGAAUAUGGAUCAUAUAAUUUAUGUAGUGUAAUAUUUAUGCAAUGUAUGCAAACCAUCAAGUCGAAGAGGAAAAUUGUAAAUUAUUGUCAAUUGUUAACAAUAGAUACUUAUAUUGUUUGUUGAAUUAUUCAUUAGAAACUGUUGGUGUACAGUCUCUCUCGACUAAGUGCAUGUCAGUUUGAAUGCGAAUUGGAAUAAGAAUUCCAAACAUUAGUAUUUUACGAUCAGACUAAUAUAAGAUUUUCUCUUCAUUUAUCUACUGUAUCUGUAUAGUUUUGGCAAUUACUCAUUUUGUCCUUUCGUAACUUGCCGAGAUUCUUUUCAUUUCACUACUUGUCUCCAGUUAUUAUUCAAGAUAGGGUCCAAAAAUAUUAAUUCAUGUUUAAUUAAUACCAACGAAAGUCGCUGCUACCAGAAAAAGGAAUGCUUUAUCAGUAUUGGUAACACUGUUUACCUUAGUAUUUGUCGUCAAAAUUAUUAAAAAAUAACAUCUUAAAUUUCUUUAGUUAGGUUGCUCGCAUUACUGUGACAGAGACUUUAUUUAAAUUAAAUAUUAAGGUUCUAUAAAACAAACGUAUAUUCGCAUUAAUACCUAUAAUAGUUCCAAUCAUGAUUAAAAUGGAUAGGUUUUAUUAAUUACUAUCAUGAAGAACUUGUAGACCCUAUUGAAACAAUUAUUAUACUUACUAACUUUUGACAAUAUGUUUGCUUCAGCUAGAUAAUAUUUAUUAUCUUUUAACUACUUUAUUAAAUAAUAAUUAUCACAAACACAACAUUUUGCCAUAUUUGUAUACCCAGUGAAACUUAAACAGUACAAUAUUCUAUUACGUGAAAUAUGUAUAAUUCAUAAAUAAAUAUGAUAUUUCUCAAUGUAAUAAUAAUAAAAUAACAAUACCUAAUAUUUCCUUAAUUAUUACUGGUUCGUUUAUUACAUUUUGUUUUUGUUGUUGUUAUUUAUGUGGAUUUAAUUUUAAUAAUGAAUUCUGGUGAUUUAUGAUUUAAAUAUCAUUUUAGUUUAAGUUAUUUAUAUUCAGUAAUUUGAACAGUUAGACGAAGUCUACUGGAAAAUAGUAAUUAUUUUGAAUAAUAAUAAAAAGUAGAUCUGGUUUUUAUUACAGUUAUCGACGUAGAUGUAUCCAUUUGAAAUGUGUUUACAACAAAAGUAGGACCUAUUUCUAUUAAUAAUAAAAGUUAUUCUGACUUGCUUUGUUGCUGAAAACCAUCGAUCGAUAUAGUAUCAAUUUCAAAUAAUCAGAUCUGUUUUUCAUAAGAAUAUUGUUUUCUAUAAACAAUGAAAUAACGAUUUAAGUAAUAAGUAUAAUUGGUUUCAGUAACACGGAUCACUUCUGCGGUAGAAUAUUCUUCUGAAUUAAAUAUAGAUUCCCUGUUUGUGAUAGAUAUUUAAAAGAAAUUGGUACCUAAAUGGCAAAAACGCAUUAGAGAUCCUUUUCUGAAACACAAUUAUUACAUGUAAUAAGCUUAAAACGACUUUUAAUUAUUAUUUCUUGAAUAAAACAAAGGUAUAACUCUAAUGUAUGAAAUUGCGAACGCUACUGUUCUCCUUUAUUUUACUUACCUAUUAUUGUUAUAUUUUGUUCCUCUAAUUAGAUUAGAUAAUUAUUUGGAUGCGUAGUCUCAUCCGAGUUGUAUGUUUUAAUUUGCAUUUCUAUAGGGAAAAUGUUGUAAAUAUUGUAAAUAUAAUGAUAGCCCUUGUUUUAUAAUGUGAUACAGUUCUCACAUUGUAGUCUGUAAAUAAAUGAAAUGAAAUAGA
This is a messenger RNA of Pectinophora gossypiella (pink bollworm), 3306 nucleotides long. It is a transcript of the gene Pc, whose product is annotated as chromobox protein homolog 7. The transcript has 3 exons. NCBI's taxonomy places the organism in Eukaryota, Metazoa, Arthropoda, Insecta, Lepidoptera, Gelechiidae. The coding region runs from base 459 to 1304 and encodes 281 amino acids. The record is from RefSeq and is a predicted model, not a curated record.